Molecule: messenger RNA, 1843 nt
Organism: Serinus canaria (Common canary)
Lineage: Eukaryota; Metazoa; Chordata; Aves; Passeriformes; Fringillidae
Gene: LRRC43
Product: leucine rich repeat containing 43
Exons: 12
Coding region: 1-1794 (597 amino acids)
Molecular function (GO): protein binding
Source: RefSeq, a predicted model, not a curated record
AUGGCAGCAUCCGGCAGCGGCAGCGUCUCGGCUGCUUUUCAGGAGUACCUGCAGCACCUGGGGCUGCACGACUUCCCUUGUGGCCUCGGCAGCUGGAACAAAUCCCGCCUCAAUGCCAGCAGGAGCCCCCGGGCACAGCCAGUGGGGCUGGAGGAGGCUGUGCCACCAGGAGAGGAGACCACUGAGGUGCUGCUGGAGCUGCUGAGAGACCAGCACAGCCCCUGGGCACUGCCCCCCGACUGCAGCCCCCAGGCCCAGUCCCUGAGGGAAGUGGUUGUGCUGGCACCCGAGCUCCUCCUUGGCUCCAGAGUCUUCCAGCUUGUCAAGUCCCUGCGGAUACUCGACAAGGGGGUGGAGGAGGUGGAUGAGGGUCUGCUGCAAUUCCAGCAGCUGGAGGAGCUCAUCCUCAGUGCUAACCACAUCAGCAGAGUAACCUCAGCCCACCUGCCCCGGACUCUGAAGGUGCUGGAGCUCUGCUACAAUGAUGUGGAUGAUCUGCAGGACCUGUGUGCUCAGCCACCCCUGGAGCUCCAGCACUUGGGGUUGGGCUACAACCGGCUGUGUGGCCCUUCCCAGGAAAAGCACUUCACUGUAGAUUUCUGGCCAAACCUUGUCUCCCUUGACCUGAGCUUUAACAGCCUCACAGACCUGCUGGGACUGGUUUCCCAGCUGUCCACCCUGCAGAACCUCCGCAUCCUGCUGCUCCAAGGGAACCCACUGGCUCUCAUCCCCACUUACAGAGGCUUCCUCGUGGACAGCCUGCCCAAGCUGUCCAUCCUGGAUGACAUCUACAUAUGGCCUGAAGAGAGGCAGCAGUUCCAUGGGCUGGCAAAGCAGCCAGAGCUGAUCAGGAGUGAAGCACGACUGGUUGUGAGCAUUGGGGAGGUGACAGGACUCCCUAAUCCUGAAGAUUUUCAGCAGCUGGAGGUUGGCUCUGAGGGUCCGGUGAUCGCCUGCACCUACUUUGUGACCUACCAGUUUGCAGAGGGAGAAGAGCUUGAGGACAGGGGCAGUCCUGAGGGAACAAAAAUCCACCAGAGUCCCACAGAGGCCAUGCUGGAUGUGGACAGCUCUGCUCAGGACACAGGAGAAACAAAGAGCCAUCAGGAGCCUGCAGCCACAGAGGAGCCCAAGGCCCUCCCUGCAAACGUCUUUGCCACCCCUGCACAGCCCUGGGCGGACACCAUCUACUGCAGCUACAGGAAGGAGCACAUUGCCAGGGACUUGGUGGGGCUGAAGUCCUACCUGGAGGCUGGAACCUUUGUCUCAGUUGUGGAGGAGAAGGUGAUCUCGUGGCCUGUGGAUCCAGAAGAAAAUUCUGUCACAAAUAAGGAGGGACAGGAGCCAAAGAAGAACGGUGCAAAGGACAAGCAGAAGAAGAAGAAGAAGAAGAAGUCGUAUGAAUUCCGCAGUGACCCUCCCAUUUGGAGCACCCUGGCCACCAUGAGAGUGAGCCUGGAGACCCUGCUGGCCACUGAGGAUAUGGUGGCAACUUUGUGUGACUUUGGGAUCCUGAUCCCUGAGAAACCACCAGAACCACCAGUUCUGGAGGAGAAGGAGGCAAAAAAAGGCAAAGACAAGAGCAAAAAACCCAAAGCAGAGAAAGGAGACCAGAAAACCGCGGCUUCCAAAGGAAAAGGAAAAAACAAAGACACUGCUGAAGUGGAGGAGGAUCAAGAGCCCCAGCCAGUGCCCCUGACAGUUCAAUUCCAGAUGCAGCUCCUUCGAUGGCCCUUGGCAGCCAGCACCCAUAGCCAGGAGAACGUGGCCAUGUCAGUGGGGAAGACUCAGUGAUCUGUCUAUGGCAGAAGCCUCAGUGGAAAUAAACCACAGGAGAACGAUG